AUGCAUCUAUAUGGGAAGUAUGGCAGGACUUUGCUUCUGGAUAUUGCGCAAGAUGGAAACUCGAAUAUAUUGCUAGUUGCGUUUGCACUUGUUGAGGGGGAGAAUGCUGAGUCGUGGGCUUUUUUCUUAUCCCACUUGCGUCAACAUGUGACUCCACAGGAAGGGAUUCUAGUGAUUUCUAACAGACACAACGGAAUUAAGGCUGCACUGGAGGCACCAGACAGUGCCAAUUUUGCUCUCAGUUUCAAGGGUCAGGAUGCAAGGCGAAUGCUCGUGAAUGCGGCGUAUGUGAAGACUAAGGCUGAGUUUGACUACUGGUUUGAUAUUAUGAGGACUGAGAAUCCGGCCAUGUGUGAUUGGGCCAACCGGCUGGAGUACGAUAAGUGGACCCAACACCAGGAUGGAGGCAAACGGUUCGACCACAUGACGACGAAUAUAUCCGAGUGUGUUAACUCUGUACUGAAGGGGACACGGAAUCUUCCGACAGCAGAGGCGCAGUUGGAAUCAGGCCAACGGUUUUGCCAGGCCUUGGUCAAGGCGAUAGAGCGCAACCUGAAAGAUGCGAGGUGCUUCACGGUUACUUUGUUCGACAGACAUCAGUCUGAGUAUACCGUGGCUAAGACGACUCCUACUGGUAACUUCUCGCUUGGGACGUAUCGGGUUUCCCUCAGAGAUCGCAAUUGUGACUGCGGGUACUUUUAA
This is a messenger RNA of Arachis ipaensis, 702 nucleotides long. RefSeq lists its product as uncharacterized. NCBI's taxonomy places the organism in Eukaryota, Viridiplantae, Streptophyta, Magnoliopsida, Fabales, Fabaceae. The record is from RefSeq and is a predicted model, not a curated record.